UACAGACAGCGUUAUUAAGUACAGAGGAGCAGACAGAACAGUCAGUUAUUCACUGAAACACUCGAUUAAAGACCAGCGGGGUAAAAAGUAAGAAGGAGAGGAGACUAGUAAACAUCCUGUUUUUAUUUCAAAGGGUCCACCCCCUCCCAACCUGAAACAGUGACAGGCAGAGACCAGCUCCUCUUUUCUUUAUAACCAUGCUGCUUCUGGAUGAAUCUGACUCAUUUGCAGACCAGUCCCGCAGCACCUCCUUCAGCUCAGAGAAUGAGAUUCAGGGCGGCGACCCGGUUGUGUGGCAGCUCACCCCACCCCAGUCUACCUCACCUUCAGCAGAGACGCCGGCACACCCACCUUCCUCGCAGUCCAUGUCCAGACACCGCUCCAGGCUGGCAAGCCAAAGCCCCGCCCCUUCAUCGGCCCAGACAGGAAGCAAGAAGCAGAGCUCCAAGUCCUCGCACAUGAGACGAAACAUCAGGAAAUUAUUGAGGGGACAUCAGUUAGAUGUGACCAAAGCCGCCCAACAUGACGAGCUGGAGAGAAGGCGACGUCUGGGGGAGCACAGAAAGCAGGAUUUUAAUGCACCACUGAUACCUGAAAGACCAACAGGUGAUGUCGCCCAGCAUGUGCCCUCAUCAGCAGCAUCAGCGUCAUUCCAGCAAGAAGUCAAGUCCACCAGACAGGAAGUAAUCAGUUUGGACUCCAGCAGGCUCAGCAAAGACGCCCGCACGACUAACACACCUGCUUCUGUUGCUACAGAGCAAACUCAAAAUCCAGCUGUCAUCGAUCUGUGCACAAGUGAAGAUGACACUUCUUCGCACGGCUGCAGCGAGUCCACCAACAAAGACAGCGAGCCAAGCGGCGCACACGCCAACGAUGCCCAGAACCAACCAGAAGUGCAGGACAGGGUGCUGGUCAACCUGAACCACCCAACCACAGAAAACAACAUUUUCCUGUCACCCCAGCUGGCUCGAGCAGUCAAACCUCACCAGAUCAGUGGAAUCCGUUUUCUGUACGACAACCUGGUGGAGUCGUUGGAGCGUUUCAGCAACAGCAGCGGGUUCGGUUGUAUCCUCGCCCACAGCAUGGGUCUGGGCAAAACGCUGCAAGUCAUCUCCUUCAUCGACGUCCUGUUCAGACACACUCAGGCUCACACUGUGCUCGCCAUCGUGCCGGUGAAUACUUUGCAGAACUGGCUGUCAGAGUUCAACACGUGGGUCCCUCCUCCUGAGGCCUUACCUCCAGACACCGACCCUGCCCUGGUGGCCCCCCGCAUAUUUAACGUUCACAUCCUUAAUGAUGAACACAAGAACACGGCGACCAGAGCCAAGGUGGUGGAGGAGUGGUCGAGGGACGGUGGGGUGCUGCUCAUGGGCUACGAGAUGUACCGCCUGCUGUCACUGAAGAAGGGCUUUGUUGUUGGAAGGAAGAAGAGAAGCAAGAAAGCUGCAGGACCGGAUGUCAUAAACCUGGAUGAAGACGACCGACAGCAGGAACUGCUUAAAGGUGUUGAGAAAGCCCUGUCCCGACCCGGUCCUGAUGUUGUGAUCUGCGAUGAAGGACAUCGCAUUAAGAACUGCCACGCCAGCACAUCUCAGGCUCUAAAGAGCAUUCGAACGCGUCGUCGCGUGGUCCUGACCGGAUAUCCGCUCCAGAACAAUCUGACUGAGUACUGGUGCAUGGUGGACUUCGUCCGACCCAACUUUCUAGGUACACGCCAGGAGUUCAGCAACAUGUUUGAGCGUCCCAUUUUAAAUGGACAGUGUGUGGACAGUACACCUCAGGACGUCCAGCUGAUGAGGUACAGGAGCCACGUCCUGCACAGCCUGCUGGAGGGCUUCGUGCAAAGGCGAGGCCACGAUGUCUUGAUGGACCAGCUGCCCUCCAAGCAGGAACACGUGAUCCUUGUGCGUCUGUCUCCCCUGCAGAGGGCGCUCUACACCGAGUUUGUGAACCGCUUCCGAGAGGCAGGAAACACCGGCUGGCUCAGCCUCAACCCACUGAAGGCUUUUUGUGUCUGCUGCAAGAUUUGGAACCAUCCAGACGUGCUUUAUGAGGCCUUGCAGAAGGAAAAUCUGGCAAGCGAGCAGGACUUGGACCUUGAUGACAUCACCUCAGCCCGAUGUCCCACCACAACCUGUGAAAAGUCAAAGAACUUGGACAGUCCAGAUCCCAUCUGUGGACUGAGUCUGAGCCAGCUGCAGGAGAAAGCCAACCAGGUCAUCACUUAUGAAUGGGCAAAUGAGAUCAUGUGUGACUACAAGCCCGGCGUCCUGGAGAACUCUGCAAAGAUGGUACUGCUGUUCCACCUGAUAGAAGAAAGCGUCGAGAAAGGAGACAAAAUUCUUGUUUUCAGUCAGAGUUUAUCUACACUGACUGUAAUUGAGGAAUUUUUAGCCAAGAAACCAGUGCCCCCUUCGCCUUAUACAACCAGCAAAGACAGACCGAACCAGAACUGGGUCCGCAAUCUCAACUACUACAGACUGGAUGGAAGCACAACGGCUUCAGAGAGAGAGAGACUGAUAAACCAGUUCAAUGAUCCGACAAACACCUCGGCAUGGGUUUUCCUCCUGUCAACUAGGGCUGGUUGUCUGGGUGUGAAUCUGGUCGGGGCAAACCGCGUGGUGGUGUUUGACGCCUCCUGGAAUCCCUGCCAUGAUGCUCAGGCUGUUUGUCGUGUCUACCGUUAUGGACAGAGGAAGCCUUGUCACAUCUACCGGCUGGUGUGCGACUUUACACUGGAGAAGAAGAUCUACGACCGGCAGAUCUCAAAACAGGGCAUGUCUGAUCGUGUGGUGGAUGAUCUGAACCCUGUCCUGACCUUCACCAGGAGGGAAGUCGAAUCUCUUCUUCAUUUUGUGGAUGAGGAACCAGACCCAUCCCAGGUCCAGCUGCAGCCCAACUUCAUCAGGGACAGCGUCCUGCAGAAGGCUCUGCACCUCUACACUCACCUGAUCACCAAGCAACCCUUCCCCCAUGAGUCCCUGCUGAUGAACCGCAGAGAGCUGAAGCUGAGCAGUGCUGAGAAAAAAGCGGCUAAGAGGGAUUACGAGGAGGAAAAAAGGGCCUCGGUGCCAUACACCCGGCCAUCGUACGCUCACUAUUACCCCGCCAGUGACCAGAGUCUCACCAACAUCCCUGCCUUCAGCCAGAGGAACUGGCGCCCUCCCACACUCACUGAGGAGAAACCAGUGGCGAAUGUCAAACCAGUCCAGUCAGGAUCAGUUCCCAUGAUGCCCCGCCAGGUGUCUGCAGGUUCUGCCCAAGACCGUGACUCCUCAAGAUCCAGCCUCGGAGGCUUCAACAUCAACUGCCUGCAAAAAGCCGGGGUGUUUGUGCAGAAGAUUGUCACUACUACCGACAUCAGGAUUCCAGGUACCAACAACUCAACAGAUGCAAAAGCCAGAAUCCCAGCUGGAGAAAGUAUUCAUAUCAUCAAAGGCACAAAAGGGACUUACAUCAGAACAUCAGAUGGUCGAAUCUUUGCCAUCAGAUCAGCUAAUAAAACCAAAACCAUGGACGAGAGCGCAACAGCAACACCCAAAAAUGUGCAAGCCUCACCUCAGGAGGUUUCAACCAAUCACAGUAACGGGUGCCUGUCACCUGACAGUAAGCAACAGGUACCCUCCAAGGCUGUGCCCCGCCCUCUUUCACCCGACAGCCCUGACAUCAUCGAUGAGUUGCAGCGCUACACGUGUGGCGCAGGAGCUGACGCCGCAGCAGAGAGCAGCAUGAAGAGUGGUGGACAUGUGAGCCGCCAUGAUGUCUCUGUCACUGAGGCCAUCCAGCCCAACAUUGACGUCACCGCUGCUCAGGACUUGAGAAUAGGCACGAAGCGCAAAGCCUCCACACCGUCCCUGGAUGAGCUGGCGAGUAAGCAGCCCUUUGCAAACGAACUUUCUUCCACCUUUCUUCCCUCACAAGGCUUCCCUUUCACUGGGGGCUAUGGCCUCCCCCCAGUGGGUCUCAACUCUGCCAUGUUGGGUGGUUCUCUGUGGCCUCCACUCCUCAUGGGUUCAGGUGGCUCACACUACUUCCAUUCACCCAACACUCAGCUGGGUGACCCCAGCUACAUGUACCCAAAUCUGUUUGGCAUGAACGAAUCUGGCACUCCCUCAUCUUCCUCUUCCUCAACAGCUCCAACCAGUUCAACCAUCUCAUCUUCCUCAUCGUCUUCUGCGUCAGUCAAAGCCACCAGUUCACUUCCAGGAGCUCUGCCGCCGUUCAUGCUGAACCCCGGCGCGCCUGGGAUGCUCGCAUACACUCCCUCUCUGGCCAGCCUUUACUCCGGGGCAAUGCUACAGAGCGGCGGGCCGGGUUCAGCUGCCACGCCUGGAGCUGCUGGGUCCAGCUUCUCGUCCCAGUACCCCACAACUGCUGCCUCUAGCUCCUCCUCAUCCUCACCUUCCUCUUUCUCCCCUUCUGCCCAAUCUGAAAGUCAGCGACCUUCAGUUCUGGUGAAUGGCAGGGAUGUUGGCAGCAACAGCAGCUCUGAUGAUGAUGAUGAUGAUGAUGAUGAUUAUAUCAUUGAGGUGAAGGGACAGUAAGACAAACAAAAACAUUUAGAUUUUUACAAAUAAGAUAAUGUCCUAUUUAACUAAAUGCAGGUUUUAAAGCACCUGACAUGGAGGCCUUGAGAGGGAAGAGGUAAAAAAAAAAAAAAAGCGCCAAUAUUUUUUUUUUGUCACCUGCAUUGCCUUGAAGAAACUGUCUAAUGAAUGACCAGACACAGGCUGGACGCAGAGUACCAGAAUGUGAAACCUGAGAAAAGGUUAAAGAUUCAGAGGGAAGGACAAAUGGACAUUUUGUGGCAUUAAAAUGCUCCUCACUGGUGUACGUUCUGGUGGGGGCGAGCCUCCACUGGCUGCAUAUGUCCAAUAGUUGUAUUGUUGACUUGGAGAUUCUGUUCUGCAGCUUUGCUUUAUGUGAGGACUCGUGCUUAUAACUUAAAAAAAAAAAA
Molecule: messenger RNA, 4957 nt
Organism: Nematolebias whitei (Rio pearlfish)
Lineage: Eukaryota; Metazoa; Chordata; Actinopteri; Cyprinodontiformes; Rivulidae
Product: helicase ARIP4
Exons: 22
Coding region: 198-4544 (1448 amino acids)
Cellular component (GO): nucleus
Molecular function (GO): ATP binding; ATP hydrolysis activity; ATP-dependent chromatin remodeler activity
Source: RefSeq, a predicted model, not a curated record